Messenger RNA from Eubalaena glacialis (North Atlantic right whale), 1081 nucleotides. RefSeq names its product spermatogenesis associated 24 (gene SPATA24). The record is from RefSeq and is a predicted model, not a curated record. The coding region runs from base 15 to 683 and encodes 222 amino acids. Gene Ontology annotation, molecular function: DNA binding. Gene Ontology annotation, cellular component: cytoplasm; nucleus. The transcript is spliced from 6 exons. NCBI's taxonomy places the organism in Eukaryota, Metazoa, Chordata, Mammalia, Artiodactyla, Balaenidae.
GGCGGGGGCGAAAGAUGGCGACGCCCGUCGGGUGGUCGCCGGGAGGGUCAGGAUCAGUGUGUCUCGCCUUCGAUCAACUGCGAGACGUGAUUGAGUCUCAGGAGGAACUGAUCCACCAGCUGAGGAACGUGAUGGUUCUCCAGGACGAAAAUUUUGUCAGUAAAGAAGAGUUCCAGGCAGUGGAGAACAAGCUGGUGGAAGAGAAAGCUGCCCAUGCCAAGACCAAGGUUCUCCUGGCCAAGGAAGAGGAGAAGUUGCAGUUUGCCCUCGGAGAGGUAGAGGUGCUGUCUAAACAGCUGGAGAAAGAGAAGCUGGCCUUUGAAAAGGCGCUCUCCAGUGUCAAGAGCAGAGCCCUGCAGGAGUCCAGCAAGAAGGACCAGCUCAUCACCAAGUGCAAUGGAAGGAGCUCAUGGGAUGGGAACCACUCCUCCUCCCUGCCUCUCUCCCCCACAGAAAUUGAGUCUCACAUUAUAAAGCAAGAAGAUAUACUUAAUGGCAAAGAGAGUGAGAUUAAGGAGUUGCAGCAAGUUAUCAGCCAGCAGAAAGAGAUCUUCAGGAAUCACGUGUCUGACUUCCGGAUCCAGAAGCAGCAGGAGAACUACAUGGCCCAGGUGCUGGAUCAGAAGCAUAAGAAAGCCUCGGGGACGCGUCAGACCCGCAGCUGCCAGCGUCCCAGGGAAUAAUAAAAUGGUCGUCUCCUUCCUGUCAUCUGGCUGUAAUGCCCAACCUCUGCCUUCUCUGCUUUGGUGGUCCCCAUCCUGACCCUUCCAAUCCCUGUGGGUACCUCCCUCAGGCCUCACAGUGGCCUGGACCCCAGGGAAGAGGUAGGGUGAAAGGCAAAAGAUACUCUCCUUCCUUCUUCCCUGCCUGCCUUUUGGACCACCACCUGCCAGGCCACUGCUGUGUUCAGAAUGGAUGCUCUUCGAGUCUCCAGCCCCUGCUACUCCCCCCCCUCCCUCCUUUGGGUAGUAGUGGGGGCCCAUGGGGGUGUGGGGUUGUAGCCUAGGGAAGGACUACUUGGUUGUCUAGUAGGCACUGUCCCUUCUUACUCUUGGUAUUAAAUUCCUUUCUACAUAAACAA